This is a messenger RNA of Serpula lacrymans var. lacrymans S7.9, 288 nucleotides long. RefSeq lists its product as uncharacterized. The transcript has 2 exons. Lineage: Eukaryota; Fungi; Basidiomycota; Agaricomycetes; Boletales; Serpulaceae. The record is from RefSeq and is a predicted model, not a curated record. The coding region runs from base 1 to 288 and encodes 95 amino acids.
AUGCAACUACACCCUGAGAGCGCGGACUGGGAAGUGAACCACCUGGGAUGGCUUUUCUCCCCCGACGAGGGAGAUCAGGCCCCGGCCGGGGAAGAAGCUCGAGAAGCCAGCAUGAACUCAGUGCCCGACGCGCAAUUUGAGGAUCGUUACGGGAAGCUCUGCCUAAUUGAGUUAAACGGGCAGCAGAUUGCCCCGGGGAAAUACCCCUCCCUAGAGAGAAACGUCGAGUCUUACCGCGCCCUAUUGUGGUCAUGGUACAUGUUAACGGGCAUCCCGCCAGGGCACUGA